AUAAAACCAGGUACACGUUGAGGUGAUUGCGUCAGAACCAAUUGGAGAAUCACCCACACCAACGGACGCUAUGGCACCUGUUGAUCGCACCAGAGACCUGCUCCUGUGGGGAUGUCUGCUCACAUGUUGGGCCCUCGGACAAGCAUUCUUCCUGCCGAGCUUCUCUUCCGGUAGCUACCCCAAGAAAACGGAUGUCGCUGCGGUUCAGUGGCCCGGAGUGCGAGAGAGCGUCUACUACGGGCAGCACUACCACGGCGGCAACGCUGUUCCUGUGGCUGUGCCCUACCCAGUCGCCGUCCCUGCGCCCCACGCUCAGGUGGCAGUACAGCCUGCACCGCCCCCAGUCUCGGGGUCACCAAGCAGCUUCCAGGCCAGCUACCACAACAUGCAGCUAGUGCCCUGCCUGUGUUCUGUGCCUAAGGAUGACAUUGAUGACUCCAGUUCCGUCGUGGUUCAAAGCAGUCAGCAGAUUUCGAACUAACAAUGUUACUUCUUCUUGUUAUAAUAACAUGAACUCAAAAUUGACCCCAUUUAAUCCUCUCGUUGUCAGACGGUUAUCUACAAAUUAGAUUUGAGUUUACGGUUGAAGUGGUACAUGUUUCUCAAGAACGUCAAAGAACUGAAAUUUAGCUAU
This is a messenger RNA of Cryptotermes secundus, 634 nucleotides long. RefSeq lists its product as uncharacterized. NCBI's taxonomy places the organism in Eukaryota, Metazoa, Arthropoda, Insecta, Blattodea, Kalotermitidae. The record is from RefSeq and is a predicted model, not a curated record. The coding region runs from base 71 to 481 and encodes 136 amino acids. The transcript is spliced from 4 exons.